AUGCAGCAGUGGCUCGGUGAGAGAGAAGCUUGGGCCAUCGAGGGGCAUUGGAGGGGCACGGCGGCUGGAGCUUCUGCUCCUUUCUCCACCCUCCGGACCACAGCUCCGGAGUACACGGCAGGCAAGCGGGCAGGUAGCCAGGGGCUCGCGGCUUCUUUGGGACACGGCAAUGUCGACUCUGACAUCAACAUGGCGAAAUAUCUACACUUCCUCCCAACUCUUCGCGGCACACCUGGCAGACGAUCUACUGUAGUGCUGGUAGGCCAGCCUGACUCUGGAGAAUGUCCCGCCAAUGGGACAAGCAGUUGGACGUCUGAAUGGUACGCAAUUUGA
Molecule: messenger RNA, 333 nt
Organism: Colletotrichum abscissum
Lineage: Eukaryota; Fungi; Ascomycota; Sordariomycetes; Glomerellales; Glomerellaceae
Exons: 2
Coding region: 1-333 (110 amino acids)
Source: RefSeq, a predicted model, not a curated record